AUGGCUGCUUUCCAGACCUCGAUCGCGAUGUUUGUCGCUCAUAUCAUUUUGCUACUCGGUCUGCCGGCCUCGCUCGUCGCAGCUGUCCCAGUGACAGUCCCCGUGACCCCUGUCAACAAUGUUUUGCAAACUUCUCAAAAGACCGCGGCUUCUUCCACUUACUGGGUGGCCAAUGUGGAUCGCCAGGGUGUUGUGCCCUUCGCCAAGAACUCCGACUAUAAGAUUUUCCGUAACGUGAUGGACUAUGGCGCCACUGGUGAUGGUUCUACUGAUGACACUGCCGCUAUCAACAAGGCCAUCUCCUCUGGUGGCCGCUGCGGCAAGGGCUGCGAUUCAUCUACUACCACUCCCGCUAUCGUAUACUUCCCGCCUGGUACCUACGUUGUGUCCAAGCCUAUUGUUCAAUACUACUACACCCAGAUUGUUGGUGAUGCCGCUGUGCUCCCUGUGAUCAAGGCCUCCGCCAAGUUUGCCGGCAUGGCCGUCAUCGACUCUGACCCCUAUGAGGAUGAUGGUUCCAACUGGUUCACCAACCAAAACAACUUCUUCCGCGCCAUCCGCAACUUGGUCAUUGAUCUGACCAGUGUUCCCCAGGGUGCUGGUGCUGGUAUUCACUGGCAGGUCGGCCAGGCCACUUCGCUCCAGAACAUCCGCUUCGAGAUGGUCAAAGGUGGCGGUGAUGCCAACAAGCAGCAGGGUAUCUUCAUGGACAACGGCUCCGGUGGUUUCAUGUCCGACUUGACCUUCAACGGUGGUAACUACGGAAUGUUCCUCGGUAACCAGCAGUUCACCACCCGUAACCUGACUUUCAACGGCUGCCAAACUGGUAUCUUCAUGAACUGGAACUGGGCCUGGACUUUCAAGUCUGUUAACAUCAACAACUGCGAGGUUGGCUUGAACAUGUCUACUUCUCCCUCCAACCAGACUGUUGGCUCUGUCCUCAUGCUCGACAGCAAGCUGACCAACACCCCCAUUGGUAUUGUGACUGCCUGGACCCAGAAGAGUAUCCCCGUCGGCGGUGGUGAUCUUAUUCUCGACAACGUCGACUUCUCCGGCUCCAAGACUGCCGUUGCCGGUGUUGAUGGACACAGCAUCCUCGCUGGUGGCAGCGUUGUCGACAGCUGGAUCCAGGGUAACACCUACACUCCCUCCAAGACUAUCAACAAGCGCGCCACCGAGGCUGAGCCCGAGCUGGUCACCGUCGUCGAGACUGUCAUGGAGACCGUCCUUGCUUGCCCCGCUUCCCACAGCAUCCCCGGCGCAACCGCAUUGGCCAGCAACCCCCCUGCUCCUUCUCGCGCUGUUUCCAGUGACAGCGUCGCCGCGCCCUCCCCAGUGCCAGUUGCCAGCGGAAGCAGCGUCCCCGCGCUCCCAUCUUCGAGUGGCUCCUCUGACCGCACUGCUGGAUUCCCCGAUAUUCCUAUCCUGGGAGGUGUCAUGUCGCUUCUUGGAGGUGAUUCCUCCGAGACCGAGGCUGUCCAGCUUACCGUCGUCCCCACUCCCACUAGCCAGGCUCCCGUUACCUCUGCUGCUGUCCCUGCCAUGUCCACUGGAUCUAGCACCACCAACACCAACGGCGCGCAGUCUGGCAGUGACAGCACUGGCGGCGGAUCCUGUGGUCCCCACAAGGCUGUCGUUUCCGCUCGCACUCAAUCAGUCCGCAAGCACGGUGCCAAGCCCGACAGCCUGCUCGCUGACGGAGCCGUCUUCGAGCGCUCCAAGCCUUUGUACACCGACGUCGAUGCCUCCAACUUCAUCAGCGUCAAGUCCGCAGGUGCCAAGGGUGACGGAACCACCGAUGACACUGCUGCUAUCCAGAAGAUCUUCAACAGCUGGAAGGAGGGUCAGGUUAUCUACUUCGACCACGGUGCCUACAUUAUCACUUCCACCAUCAAGAUCCCCAAGAACAUUCGCAUCACUGGUGAGAUCUGGCCCAUGCUUAUGGCUCACGGUCCCAAGUUCGCCGACCAGGAGAACCCCGUUCCUCUCUUCCAGGUCGGUCAGAAGGGUGAAUCUGGAAAUGUCGAGAUGAGCGACCUCAUCAUCACCUCCAAGGGUGCUGCCGCCGGUGCCAUCCUCAUGGAAUGGAACCUCGCUGGUGCCUCCCAAGGUUCCGCUGGUAUGUGGGAUGUUCACUUCCGCAUCGGUGGUGCCGCUGGUACCGAGCUCCAGAGCGACACCUGCCCCAAGACCCCCAAGACCAAGACCACCCCCAAGAAGGAGUGCAUGGCCGCCUUCAUGCUGCUGCACAUUACCUCCAAGGGAAGCGCCUACCUCGAGAACACUUGGUUCUGGACUGCCGACCACGAGCUUGACCUGAAGGACCACAACCAGAUCAACGUUUACACCGGUCGCGGUGUCCUCAUCGAGUCCACCAACCCCGUCUGGCUGUGGGGUACCUCCUCCGAGCACCACCAGCUCUACAACUACCAGGUCUCCAGCGCCAAGAAUGUGUUCAUGGGCCUCAUCCAAUCCGAGACCCCUUACUACCAGUCCAACCCCACAGCCUUGACUCCCUUCACUCCUCAGGACUCCUGGAACGACCCCGACUUCGCGAACUGCAAGACCGCCUCCUGCCGCAAGGCCUGGGGUCUGCGUGUCCUCAAGUCCUCGGACGUCUACGUCUACGGCGCAGGUCUCUACAGCUUCUUCGAGAACUACGCCCAGUCCUGCCUCAACUCGGAGGAUUGCCAGGAGAACAUGGUCGAGGUCGACUGCUCUGACGUUCACCUCUUCGGUCUCAGCACCAAGGCCUCCGUCAACAUGGUCACUUCUUCCUCGGGCAAGGCUCUCGUUCUGGAGAAGCCCAACAAGAGUAACUACUGCUCUACCAUCGCUCUUUUCGAGCAGUCUUAG
Messenger RNA from Penicillium olsonii, 2856 nucleotides. Lineage: Eukaryota; Fungi; Ascomycota; Eurotiomycetes; Eurotiales; Aspergillaceae. The record is from the annotation of a GenBank genome assembly.